UCUCCCGGCAGGCUGUGCGGCUGCAGGCAGAGGACUGGCGGGAGCGUGCUCGAGAUGGCGUCUGCGGACGGCAUGGUUGAGGAAGCUGUUUCGGCGGUGCGGCGCACCAGCGGGAGCAGAGGAGCCGCCCUGAAUAGCCUCGUCAGCCGCUUGCCGCUCACGCCGUCGCUUUCCCCACGGAAAAGGACCACCAGCCAGUCGAAAACGGAACCGCCGCUGCUUCGGACUAGCAAGCGCACCAUCUACACGGCUGGGCGGCCGCCCUGGUACAACGAGACUGGCACUCCCUUCAAGGAGGCCUUUGUCAUCGGCUUGUGUGGUGGCAGUGCAUCUGGGAAGACUACAGUGGCCAACAAAAUCAUUGAAGCUCUAGAUGUGCCUUGGGUGGUGCUGCUCUCCAUGGAUAGCUUCUACAAGGUGCUGAACAAAGAACAGCAGGAGCAAGCUGCCUGUAAUGAAUACAACUUUGACCAUCCUGAUGCCUUUGAUUUUGACCUGCUCAUCAGUGUCCUACGGAAGCUGAAAGAGGGCAAGAGUGUUAAAGUUCCUGUUUACGAUUUUACCACGCAUAGCCGGCGCAAGGAGUGGAAAACUAUCUAUGGAGCCAAUGUAAUUGUGUUUGAAGGGAUCCUGUCAUUUGCCAAUAAGGAGCUUUUACAGCUCCUGGACAUGAAAGUUUUUGUGGAUACAGACUCGGAUAUCCGGCUGGUACGGCGGUUGAAGCGGGACAUCAUGGAACGUGGGCGGGAUGUGGCAGGUGUUAUCAAGCAGUACAGCAAAUUUGUGAAGCCAGCCUUUGAGCAGUACAUUGAGCCUACAAUGCAGGCAGCAGACAUUGUGGUGCCUCGAGGUGGAGAGAACUUUGUGGCUCUGGACUUGAUUGUUCAGCACGUUCAUAGCCAAUUGGAGAAGCGUGAAAUCACAGUCAGAGCAGCCUUGGCCUCUGCUCAUCAGGGACAGCCAUUGCCAACAACAUUAAGCGUCUUGGAGAGCACACCGCAGGUUCGGGGGAUGCACACCAUCAUCAGGAACAAGGACACCAGCAGGGAUGAAUUCAUAUUCUAUUCCAAGCGUCUCAUGCGGCUGCUGAUUGAACACGCCCUUUCCUUUCUACCACUUAAGCCAGUUAUUGUAGAGACACCGCAGGGGACAGUCUAUGAUGGAAAGAGGUUCCACAGGCAGCGGAUCACUGGAGUCUCCAUCCUGAGAGCAGGUGAGACCAUGGAACAGGCUCUUACAGCUGUCUGCAAAGACAUCCGCCUAGGAAAGAUUCUCAUCCAGACCAACCACGACACAGGGGAACCUGAGUUGCAUUAUCUCAGGCUGCCCAAGGAAAUCAGUGAAGACUACGUCAUCCUGAUGGAUAGCACCGUGUCUACAGGGGCUGCUGCCAUGAUGGCUAUUCGGGUGCUGCUGGAUCAUGACGUGCAAGAGGAUAGGAUCUUCUUACUCUCUCUGCUGAUGGCAGAGAUGGGGGUCCAUUCUGUGGCUUAUGCUUUUCCCCGCGUACGUAUCAUCACCACGGCUGUGGACAAGAGGGUCAAUGAGGAAUUCCACAUCAUCCCUGGCAUUGGUAACUUUGGAGACCGUUAUUUUGGCACCGAUGGCACCAUACCCUGGUAUGAGAAUGAUGACAUGGAUUGCUGAUCUAAUCCUGCUGGGCAAGGCCUUGUUUCUUGAUUAGUGGGUGUCUCUUCUUGGCUCAACUACAGGGAUAAUGCUAUUGCCCUGGCCCCUUCGUGUCGUAGCUACAAGCUCUACUAGUCUGCUCAGCAGUGGUACAGCACUUCCUGCUGUAAUACACCAGCUGGGAUGGAAACAUUGCUGCUGCUACCUUCCUGUUCACAGACCCCUUCAUAUUUAUUGGCAUUUAGUGGGGCCCUUACUUCACUGCUAGUAUUGUUUGCCCAUCCUCUCAGUGCUGAUUAGCUUCAGCAGCAUCUUGUCCCCUACCAAGGAUGCUGUAAGAGAGUAUAUCCCCGCAGAUCCAUUGGAGUAUUCUUCACUGGCCUGGUGAGCUACUGUGCCCUUUUGUAUAUGUUUCUUCACUGGCUGAGAUGCAAUGCAAGCAGGCUUCUGCACUUUGGCCUGGGCUUCCUCUCUGGAAUAAUUUGUGACUUACUGACUUAUUCAGGAUCCUGAAUAAGUGUGUGUAAAUUGCAGUUGUCCUCCCUAAUUUGUGACUGCACAAGCAUUUGGGACCAUAGUGUUGCAAUAAGGGACCUCAUGCUAGAGGCAAGUGCAUUAACCCUGAAAGUCACUACUGCUGGAAGCCAGAGCUACAUUUGCCUUCCACAAAGUGGCUAUUGGCCUAACAUUAGGCCCCCAACCUGCAUUCCCUUGUCCUGAUCUGUUUCUUAGUACUGUACUCGGCUGACUUUUUUUUUUAAUGCCAUAAUAAAGAUUUACAAUGCUGCUUGGUUAUAUCUCUUUGUA
Python bivittatus (Burmese python) is the source of this 2436-nucleotide messenger RNA. RefSeq names its product uridine-cytidine kinase-like 1. Gene Ontology annotation, molecular function: ATP binding; kinase activity. Lineage: Eukaryota; Metazoa; Chordata; Lepidosauria; Squamata; Pythonidae. The record is from RefSeq and is a predicted model, not a curated record.